AUGCUGCCCUCGGUGAAAGUAGCUCUGCAGUAUGCAAACCAGUGCAGGACCUGUCCCCUUCUCUUACACGGGACUCGGUGCCGCAGUCCUUCAGCUCCGCAGAGAUGACCAUGUCGGAGUCAGCCGCCGGUCCCUUCGCUCCACACCUCUUCUGGGUUGAGUUUGCUCCAAGCCGAAGAUGCUCAGGUUUGAACGGAACACGUUUCUUCUCAAAAAACUGUCUUUUAACGGUUAUUGUCACUUCGACUUCUCCGCACUUUAUUUCAAUUCCGCGGCUUUCACGAGUUGCAACAUCACUUUGUUCAGCCAAGCUAACGUCCAACACAAACAGCAAAAUAUGGAAUAAGCACACGAAUAUUAUAUUUACCCACUUCGCCAUUUCUUUCUUCUAAAUUAAGAAAAAACAAAACAAGCUAGCAAUUUAUAAUUAGCCAACCGUCAAAUUAAUUACACACAGGUGUGCUGAGCUCGCAUGCUCUUGAGAGCUUAAUGCUUGCUUCAAAGACUGCUCAAAACAUUGUUAGUUGAACAACAUACAGAAGAACAUACAGUAUGCUGCGACUUGAAACAAGGAGAUGUUUUAUAAUAUCAUGUAAAAAAUGAAAGAAAACGAUCAUAAAAGCUACAUUGGCAGGUGCAAAUAUUCGGCAACUUUAUUCAGUAUUGUCUACUAAAACGUGUUAUUGAUGCUCGCAAUUAAAUACAUGUUCAAACGUCCCGUUGUAUCGCAAUGAUGAAAAGGUGCUGUCAUCUCCUGAAGGCAUCAUCGUCUGUAGGAACAAUUAUAAGGCGGAACAAGACAUUUUGGCAAGUGGUGCGAUGGGACUGUUAUUGCAGUUACACAAGCAGACUUCCGUGUCAACAGCAGUUAAACUGUUGAACUCCAAUGCAUAACGUUAAAUGUGUAGGCUAUUCGAUUGAGACAAACUACAACAAAUGGAUAAAAAGUUAAUGGCAGCGGAAUCUGAGGAGAUUGACUGGGGAGAGAGUGCAGCGGACGAAGGGAAGAUUAUGAAGAGGACCCAAAGCUUAUCCGAAAGUGUCCACACAGGUCUUCCUUAUCCACUUACAAAUCAUGUGAAAUGUUCUCUGAUGAAAGGAGACUAUCUCUACUUCCAUUAUGGCUGUGAUGGACAAGAUGACAGAGGUUGGGGAUGUGGCUACCGCACUAUUCAGACCAUGGCUUCCUGGAUUUGUAAUAACUGUGUUCCACUUAAGGACAAACACACACCUCCACCAAGCCUCCCUGAAAUCCAGAACGCUUUGGUCACCAUGGGGGACAAACCCGGCUCGUUCUCACCCUCCAGGGAUUGGAUAGGGACAUUCGAAGCCUCCCUGAUUCUUGACUAUUUCUAUGAUGUUCCCUGUAAGUUAGUGCAUGUUAGAGGUGGAGGAGCAGAGCUGGAGCAUGUUGCCGUGGAAGAGCUCCAUCGGCACUUUGAGAAGCAUGGAUCUCCAGUCAUGAUGGGAGGGGACAGGGACAACUCUUCUAAAGGGAUCUUCGGGGUGUGCACUGGGGGCGAUGGGAGCUACCUGCUAGUCGUUGACCCUCACUACUAUGGAUGUCAGCUGGAGAAGAUGGAGCUGCAGAGGCGGGGGUGGGUGGCGUGGAAGAGAGUGUCAUCUCUGGAUCAGUCUUCAUUCUAUAAUCUGUGUAUGCCUCAGACUGCCAACAGAGCAACAUAAACGUACUUCAGACCUAUUUCUGUUUCAGAUUUACACUUGAAUUAUUAUUUUUGAGGGUGGACUCUAAAAAUCGUUUUAUUAGUACAGACUUUGUACUGCAUUUUCAGCAUGUUUGAUUUAAAAUAAGCUGUAGGGACAUCUUUUAGAUGAAAUGAAUAAUUACAACGAAUUUAAAGACCAAACUGCUGAUAGAAAUUGAUACAUUUCUUCAUCAUUGCUCCAUUAAAAUGUAUUAAAUCUGAAUCUUGGAUAAUGUGUCCAUACAUUCAAAAGUAAA
Molecule: messenger RNA, 1963 nt
Organism: Gymnodraco acuticeps
Lineage: Eukaryota; Metazoa; Chordata; Actinopteri; Perciformes; Bathydraconidae
Gene: ufsp1
Product: UFM1-specific peptidase 1 (non-functional)
Exons: 2
Coding region: 937-1686 (249 amino acids)
Source: RefSeq, a predicted model, not a curated record